Messenger RNA from Labrus bergylta (ballan wrasse), 3449 nucleotides. NCBI's taxonomy places the organism in Eukaryota, Metazoa, Chordata, Actinopteri, Labriformes, Labridae. The record is from RefSeq and is a predicted model, not a curated record.
CCCUGCUGCUGCUCGCUCAGAUGACGAAAAUGGCGGACAACUCGUCUUCGGUCGAGAUCGUCGAGGGCUGUCGCCUCCCCGUUCUUCGUAAAAACCAAGAACACGAGGACGAAUGGCCUUUGGCUGAAAUUCUUAGUGUGAAGGAGGCUUCUUCAAGAAAGCUUUACUAUGUCCACUACAUUGACUUCAACAAGCGCCUGGAUGAGUGGGUCACAGGAGACAGGCUGGACAUGAAGAAGCUUCAAUUCCCUAAAAAAGAAGCUAAAACGCCAACCAAGAAUGGACUUCCAGGCUCCCGUCCAAGUUCACCUGAGAGAGAAGUGAGGAAGAGUCUAGAGCUCAACGUACCAUCUGCCACAGCUCCUUCCAGAGGCAAAACCCUCCCCACACCGCUAUCGAGUCAUGCUGAACUGCAUGGAAAUCAGGAAAUAAACAACCAUGACACAAAAAAAGAAGAAGAGGAUCCAGUUGUGCAGAUCACAUCUGGAAGUGAAUUAACAAACAGUGUAUCCAAAUGUUUGUCAGGUGUUUGCACUGGACUUGUCAAACCACGUUUGAGCUUCAAAUCUGUCAAGAAGAGGAAAGUAGAAGCCGUCCCCGUGGCGACUCAGGUACCCCCGGCCACCCCCGUGCCCUCCCUGCCAAGUUCAGCUGAAGCCUCUCAGGCAUCUGUUUUUCCUGCUGCGAGGGAGACCAACACCUUCAAGUCCCGGGAAGACCAUGAACAGCUCUCCUCGCUCACAACGAACGGCACUGCCCGGCGGCUCAUCCCCUCACAGCCUGGGAGGAAAAGGAAAGCUAACUGCGGAGGACCUGACGAGAUGAUAAAGGUUUUACAGUAUAACAAACCUCAAAGUGCCAGUGUCUUUCUACCACCACCAGAGGAUUCCCAGGACAGCUCGGAUGGCAUCCCGACUGCGCCACGCAUGACGGGCAGUCUGGUGUCUGACCGCAGCCAUGACGACAUCGUCACCCGGAUGAAAAACAUAGAGUGCAUCGAGCUGGGACGUCACAGGCUGAAGCCCUGGUACUUCUCCCCGUACCCACAGGAGCUCACCACACUGCCCAUCCUCUACCUCUGUGAAUUCUGUCUCAAGUACCUCAAGAGCCUCAAGUGUCUGCAGAGGCAUUUGACAAAAUGCAAUCUCAGACAUCCUCCAGGCAACGAGAUCUACCGUAAAGGCACCAUCUCAUUCUUUGAGAUCGACGGCAGGAAAAACAAAAAUUAUUCCCAGAACCUGUGUUUACUUGCAAAGUGUUUCCUGGACCAUAAAACCUUGUACUACGACACAGACCCUUUCCUCUUCUACGUAAUGACGGAGUACGACUCCAAAGGCUUCCACAUAGUUGGCUACUUCUCUAAGGAAAAAGAGUCGACUGAAGAUUAUAAUGUUGCCUGCAUCCUGACGUUGCCUCCGUAUCAGCGGAGAGGUUAUGGCAAAUUGCUUAUUGAGUUCAGUUAUGAGCUGUCCAAGGUCGAAGGGAAGACAGGAACUCCUGAGAAGCCGCUCUCCGACCUCGGCCUGUUGUCCUAUCGCUCGUACUGGUCGCAGACCAUCCUGGAAAUCCUCAUGGACCUUAAACCUGACAACGGAGAGAGACCCCAGAUAACCAUCAAUGAAAUCAGUGAGAUCACCAGUGUAAAAAAAGAAGACGUCAUUUCGACACUUCAGUACCUCAAUCUCAUCAACUAUUACAAGGGUCAGUACAUCCUGACUCUGUCAGAGGACAUCGUGGAUGGGCAUGAAAGAGCGAUGCAGAAGAGACACUUACGCAUAGAUCCAAAAUGUCUCCACUUCACACCUAAAGACUGGAGCAAGAGGGGCAAGUGGUAGAGUCCUGACCUGGUUCACUGAACACCUUCUCUAAACUCCAGACAACAGACUCGAUGCAAACUGUGGAUCAGAUGAAGGUUUUUAUCAGGCCGUCUCAUCAAGAACAUGGAAAACCUUCCUGACCCCACAAGAGACUGCGCUUCAGAAAAGAAGCAAGGAAUGAAAAAAAUUCACUCAAAACAAGUCUGUAAGCUUUUCUUGUGAAUAUUCAUCAUACAAUUGAAGGCUCUUGGCGUCCACAACAAGAAAACACAACACAUCGUUUACUUUUUAAAGAUCCUGUUUGUGACAUUUAAAGUGAGACACAUCUGUUUAAAAGUGUAAAUUACAUCCUGAGAUGGCAAACUUACUAAAUUAUGGAAACAAGAUGGUGUUUUUCUUUUUUUAAAAGACAGGGAAUUUAGUUUCUCUGAUGAAUCCACACGCACGUCAGUCCCACAAAGGUUUUCUUCUCAAACUCCUGAAAGACUUGAAAUGUCUUUUUUGUCUUUGCCCAUAAAACCUGUUUUUUCUUUCUAAAUCGUUUCUAUCUGCCAUAACAGAAAAAAAGUCAAAUAACAUCCUGAAAAAUAUUUUGAUAUUCCAAAAAUGUUUGGCUGUAAACAUGUUAAAAGAAACUUCCCUGUGGGACCAUUUCCUAUCUAUCUUUCAUUUUUGCACACAUCUUAAACUAAAGAGCCCUAAGUGAAGAAAAGAUACUUAAAACACUCAUGCGAUGUCUUUACACUCCAACAUGAAGUGUUUUAUUUUCUUUGGGAUCUAGUGUUUGUAAGCUUCAAAGCGUCCCUCAAAACACCUCCUAAAUUAAUUAAAUGAAUUGAAACAAAUCCCACUGAUGAACUGAUCAUUGUUACGUUUGCCUUUACACUCCUUACCAUUUGAUAUAAUGAAACCUAAUUCUCAGCCCCACUCUAAAAGUCAGUUCAUCAUGAUUCCCUUUGAGUGCCUGAAUAUCAACAUAUCCUUAAGUUAUUAGCUCAUAGGUUUAGUGACCUUCAUUAUGGGUCUCCAGAAAGAAUAUGUACCUUCAGUGAAACAGUGUGGAUGCAGACAUGUAAUCCAUCAAGACCUUCAGUUGUAAUACUUUCCCAAAACCACAAAAGCCAACUCAUGUUUGUCUCACAGAAGAAGCUCUGCUCCUCAUUUCCCUUUCAUCUGAAUGGAUGGGAGUAUCUAUGCUCUUUGUUUGUGAUCAUUUCUUCUUUUUCUUCCACAUUGUCUUCGGCCAUGAUCAUCUGUACAGUGUGCAAUGAGACAAAUCACCUCCUUAAGUUAAACACAUGUUCCCUGUACUUGUACAUACUGGACCUGAUUGUACAAAGAAAUAGCUUAGAAGACAAGAAGCCAUGUUGAACUGUUAGAGGAAUGUAAAUUUUGUGUACAGUUGUCAUUUUCUUUUUUUUACUUAAUAUAAACUAACUGAACGAUGCGAACAGAAAAAAAAAUAUGUGAAAGUGUUAAACGACUUUCAGUUUGUACUUUGUGUUUCAUGUCAAAGAUUCACUGUUGAAAUGAUUUAGUAUAUCUUUUAAGUGACACACAGUGGAGGGUAUGAUUUCAACGUUUGAUAUGAGAACUUGUUGAAUUGAUAAAAAAAGAAAACUUAAACUCUUA